GGAGGAGAAGAAGAGAGUCAGAGAACGAGAGAAGAAGCAACAAGAAGAAAGAAAGAGGAGAGGAGAUGUGCAGAAAAAGAAACAGCAAAAUAAACAACUAAAGAAGAGACGGGAAAUGAAAGAGUGAAGAAAAGAACCGAGACAAAAGAGAAGAAACAUGAAAAACUGACAGAAGAAACAAAAAGAAAAGAGAUGAAGACAAACAACAAACAAGAACAAGAGGAGAAGAUGUGAAAGAGAACAAAGAACCAGGUUCCAUCCAGAGCAGAAUGUGUGACGACAGAAAGAACGAGGAGGAGGAGGAAGAGAAAGAGGAGGAAGAGGAAGAAGUGACCGUUCUGCCAUUUCCCCCUCCUCCUUCCUCUGUUGCCGGGGAGACGAUGAUGUCAUUGCGGAGGCAGGACCUGGUGUGCAUCGUAUGUUUCGGCAGCUAUGACCUCAUGACGCGGUUGCCGCGGAGACUGCACUGUGGCCACGCCUUCUGCCAGGCGUGUCUGAAGAGACUGGACACGGUCAUCAACGAACAGGUGUGGAUCCCAUGUCCCCAGUGUCGCCAGAACACGCCUCGGCCCCGGGGCGGUGCUGCUGGUCUGGACCUGGACCUGCCGUCCUUCCUGGGGGUGAAGAACCAGCAGACCUGCAGCUCCUCCUGGAGGGAGGGGGCAGCGGCCGGAGACGCAGCCCAGAACGGGAAGCUGUGGCUGGGGAAGGAGGCAGCCGAUGACAGCUGGUCACAUGGAGGUCUGGCUGAACCACGCUUCCAUCGCUACGGCUCCUGCUGCCCGCCGCCGUCCUAUUGGCUGUGCUGCUGGUUCUGCUGCCCAGGGCGGGGCUAACGUUGAUGGGGCAGAAAUGACCUCUGUAUUUAUUUAGGAAACAUGAUGUCACAAUUCAAUGUGAACACGAGGAAAACAAUCAAAUCCUGCAGAAAUUACAAGCUGAGCAGCAGAAAAUAAAGACUAAAGAGGAUUUAUGGAGGUUUGUGUGAGAGACUUUUGAUCCCUGAGUUUGUCCUGACAGAAGCACUCGCCUUACAGAUGAUACUGAGGGAACUGCAGCUUCCUGGUCAGCCCACAGGGGGCACUGUAACGCCUCCAACAGGAAGAAACCACCUUCGUUAUAAGUUAAACUUUAAUUCAGAUCAGUUAUUUUACAAAAGUCAUCAGGAAAACAGGAGCAGAGUAAACAAACAAACAAACAAUAAACUGAGGUUUAAGUUGAAUGUUUCUGUUUAACCAAUCACAGGCCUCCGGCUGAAUCUCCACCAGUCAGCUGCUUCACAUGGUGAGCAUGCUAACGCUAACAAUAAAGCUUCAGGCUUUGUGUCGGCGGACGGACGGAGGGUCGAGCUUUUAUUGUGACAGUCUGAUCUGAAUGAAUGUUUCCUGUUAAAUAAAACCUGUUUGUGUGAUUUUAACA
Molecule: messenger RNA, 1419 nt
Organism: Amphiprion ocellaris (clown anemonefish)
Lineage: Eukaryota; Metazoa; Chordata; Actinopteri; Pomacentridae
Gene: rnf224
Product: ring finger protein 224
Exons: 3
Coding region: 270-836 (188 amino acids)
Source: RefSeq, a predicted model, not a curated record